UGAAAUCUUUAAAUGAAAUAUAAUAGGAAUAAUUUUAAGGAAAAUAUACGGAUCUAAAUCAAUGUUCCAAUGUUGUACUUGUUUAUAGUCUAAAGUGAGGACAUCUGCAAUACUCUAGUGUCGGAAUAGGGGGUCAAUUACGACGAUUCUUCGACAAUACAACCAAAAACAAAUUACCACUGUCGUCAUGGAAAUGUCACGGUCGUUGGUGACAGGGUUCGGUAUCCCGGGAUCAGACACCCUCCAAAUUACAGGAGAAUCUCCGCGAGGUAAGCUACCUCAAUACCGUUCAACUGACGAGAAAACAGCCAUGCUAACACGGCCGACUACGAACAAAGGUAUCCGCUACCAUGCCCUUGACUGCUCGAAUACAAGCCUAGAUAAAAUCAUUGAUGUACCAAAGGAAAGGAAGCUUAAAUCACGCCGUUCUAAGAGGGACACAGCAGUGGACCUAACCGUAGAUGGAGAAAGAUAUAAAUGGCCAACGAAACUGAACCUUAAAGAAGUCGAUCCAAUGGCUCAGGAUCUUGACGUUGAUGAGGACGCCUAUCUCCGAGAUUUCCUGUUUGCCGUGGAAACACGAGACUUGGAGAGAAUACAAUUUCUCAUGCCCAGUAUAAAGGCAAAUCAGGAUAAGAUCCUGCGGGAGACUACGGGAGCGGGGGGUUACUACGAAUUGGCGAUGGGGAACUCCGACAACAUUGAGUUUGUUCUCUCAGAGGGUUUACUCCGUGCGGCGCACUAUGGCUCCGUUCCCAUUGUAGAGUUCCUCAUAGAAAGCGGAGCAAAUGUCAAUGCUAAAAAUUCAGAGGGACUGUCUCCAUUGAUGCGUGCCUGUGAGAAGGGACAUCUUGACGUUGCUCAAACGUUAAUGGACGCUGGGGCGAAUGUCAACCAGACGAGUAACGUUGGUUUCACUGCCCUACAUUACGUAUCUAGGAUCCCCGAGCGAUGGCAAUCUGUGGAGUUCCUCCUUCGAUGUAGGGGCGUCGAGAACAGCAAUGACAAGCACAAGUUUGGUCUUACUCCCCUGCACUGUGCCUCUGAGAGAGAUGUUAUUGGAAAAUCUGUAUUCCUGCUUUUGAAGAUCGGUGGAAAGGACGGAGCCCGACAGAAUGCAGUUGACAAGUAUGGCAGGACACCUCUACAUAUUGCAGUUGAACGACAACUUCACCAUAACGUACAGUGUCUCAUUGAGUUCGGAGCACAUGUCAACAUACAAGAUGCGGUGGCUGGCUCUACUCCAUUACAUGAAGCUGCAAAACAUGGUAAUGCUAAAAUUGCAUCUUUACUUAUAGCCAACGGGGCAGAUGUGACAAUUGUAGAUAAGCAUGGUCAAACUGCCAAAGAUAUUGCUCUGCAACAUGGUGCACUAGAAGAACGCAAGAGACAUCUAUAUGAAGAUUUGAUUGACCUCAUUGAUGUUCACUCCACAGACAUGCGCCUCCAAGAGCAAGAACGGUUACGGGAAGUAUUUUAUGCUGCUUGCAAAAUUAUUCCUGAUGAUGGAUGGGAUGCCCUUGCUGAAGAUCUAUUUAACAAAAAAGAUGUCGCUGACUCUACUGUCUAUAAUGUACAAAGCCAGCAUCCCCACCCAGAGGGUCUCCCAUCACUUUCGUAUCACACUCUGUGUGCCUGGAUUGAGGAAUGUCCUCUGAUAGCGACGUUUUGGGUGCUCAUUAGAUCUCUAAGAGAUACCAACUUAAAUGACGUAGCAGAUGAGCUUGUAUCUUCUUUUGCAUGAAUCUUCUUGAGCCAGGGAAGAAUUUUGAAAAUUUAUGAGAUGUAUGUGGUAAAUCAAUGGAACAACAGCGCAAUUAUAAGAUUAUGAGCUGGAACACAUUGGCACAGGAAGUCCACGAGGCAAUAAAUGAAGAGUUAUAGACAAACAUGAUAGAGUCUGCCAUUUGUAAAGACGUUAACGGAUGUUUCGUCUUUCCCAUAAGACGCUGUUUAUCAGAAAAAUAUCAGUUGCCUUGUUUAAUCUGGCUCUGUAGUUAAUCUAGUUGACAUCGAAAUGGAUUGUUUAUUUAACACCAUUUUUGAAAUGUGGACUGAAGUUACGGUCAUGGAUAGGGCAAUAGGAUUUACCAACGCUUUGAACAGGUUUAAAUAUCUUUCAAAUGUGUAAUAAAGUGUAUAUAAAUGAUGCAAUCUACAAUAAAA
Owenia fusiformis is the source of this 2166-nucleotide messenger RNA. Lineage: Eukaryota; Metazoa; Annelida; Polychaeta; Sabellida; Oweniidae. The record is from the annotation of a GenBank genome assembly.